AUGCGCUUGGAAUUGAGGGUGUUAGAAGUGGAUCAUGCCUUUUCUGAGAAGCAUAACAUUGAGUAUGCUCUGUGGCAAUUGCACUAUAAGAGGAUUGAGGAAUUGAGGACAUACUUUAAUGCUGCCCAUACUUCCGUAAGCUCAAAAUCAUCUCUGGGAGGGAAAGGUUCUGUUCGACCUGACCGGAUAACUAAAAUAAGGCUGCAAUUUAAGACUUUUCUUUCAGAAGCAACUGGAUUUUACCAUGAUCUUAUUAUGAAUAUUAGAGCUAAGUAUGGACUUCCACUUGGUUACUUUGAGGACUCUGAAAAUAAAAUUGUAAUGGGGAAGGAUGAAAAGAAAUCUUCUGAUAUGAAGAAAGGUUUAAUAUCCUGUCACCGUUGUUUGAUAUACUUGGGUGAUCUCGCUCGCUACAAAGGCUUAUAUGGUGGAGGCGACUCAAAAAAGCAUGAAUAUGCAGCAGCUUCUAGUUACUAUCUACAAGCUGCAACUAUUUGGCCUUCAAGUGGAAACCCCUAUCAUCAGCUUGCCUUGUUGGCUUCAUAUAAUGAGGAUGAGCUGACUACUGUUUAUUGUUAUUUUCGGAGUCUGGCUGUGGAUAGUCCAUUUUCAACUACCAGGGAUAAUUUGAUACUUGCAUUUGAGAAGAAUCGCCAAAGUUACUCUAAGCUCUCUGGUGAUGUUAAAGAGCAUGCAGUCAAUGGAAUGGGAAAAGGGGAAGCAAAACUUGUGGCCCGGGAUACUGGUUUGAAAAGAUCUCCUAUCAGUCGACCUUCUAGGCACCUUGGACCUCCUCCUGGAUUCAGUCAUGUUUCUCUUAAACAAGAUAUUGAACCCUCAAGUCCACUUCUAACAGAGGGAAAGAAUGGGAACAUGUGUUCCUAUUAUUUGUUGAGCUGGGACCGAAUAUUGGAUAUUCAUCAGGUUCCAUGA
Messenger RNA from Vigna angularis (adzuki bean), 933 nucleotides. Its product is annotated as nonsense-mediated mRNA decay factor SMG7-like. Gene Ontology annotation, cellular component: telomerase holoenzyme complex. The transcript is spliced from 2 exons. Gene Ontology annotation, molecular function: protein binding; telomeric repeat DNA binding; telomerase RNA binding. Lineage: Eukaryota; Viridiplantae; Streptophyta; Magnoliopsida; Fabales; Fabaceae. Gene Ontology annotation, biological process: nuclear-transcribed mRNA catabolic process, nonsense-mediated decay. The record is from RefSeq and is a predicted model, not a curated record. Bases 1 to 933 code for a protein of 310 amino acids.